GAGCUAAUGCGACCAGUAGCAACAUUUCUGCGACCUUAAAGCCUUCACCAUCACCUAACUCUAGCGAGCGGAGGCUUUCUCUUUACCAUUGACUGCUGCACACACAUCUCGUGUUUCUCCAAAACAUGGCGGCCCUCAAAGCCCUUUGCAGAGUGGAGAAUGUUCUCUUCAAAAACAUCUCCGGCCCCCGCAGGUCCAAAUUAAACUUCGCUUGCAACCAGUUGAAAAAGACUUCUGGAUGUUCCUUUUCCACCUCCAGCCUGAGAAGUUCCCAGUUCUACUCCGAUCCCUCUGAGGCGGUGAAGGACAUCCCCGAUGGAGCUGUCAUUCUAGUUGGAGGUUUUGGAUUGUGCGGUAUACCGGAGAACCUCAUCAACAGUUUGUUGAAGAGUGGCGUUACAGGCCUCACUGCAGUCAGUAACAAUGCAGGAGUGGAUAACUUUGGCCUGGGCCUCCUGCUGCAGAGUAAACAGAUCAAGAGGAUGAUCUCCUCAUAUGUGGGAGAGAAUGCAGAGUUUGAGCGGCAGUAUUUGGCAGGAGAGCUGGAGGUGGAACUAACGCCACAGGGUACUCUUGCAGAAAGGAUCAGAGCAGGAGGUGCAGGGAUUCCAGCUUUCUUCACAGCCACAGGUUACGGAACCCUGAUCCAAGAGGGAGGCUCUCCCAUUAAGUACAAUAGAGACGGCAGCAUUGCUAUUGCUAGUGAGAAACGAGAGGUGCAGGAGUUCAAUGGCCGACACUACGUCAUGGAAAAGGCUAUCACUGGAGACUUCGCGCUGAUCAAGGCAUGGAAAGCUGACAAGGCGGGAAACAUUGUUUUUAGGAAAACGGCAAGAAACUUCAACCAGCCCAUGUGCAAGGCAGCCAAAACCACCAUAGUCGAGGUGGAGGAGGUGGUGGAGGUUGGGACGUUUGCUGCAGAGGACAUCCAUAUCCCCAGUAUCUACGUCAACAGAGUUGUACACGGACUCAGCUACGAAAAAAGGAUUGAGAAACGCACGGUAAGGAAAGGCCAAGAGGAGAAGCCUAAACCAAAGAAGGACUCAGACAUUGUUCGGGAAAGGAUCAUUCGUAGAGCUGCUCUGGAGUUUGAAGAUGGGAUGUAUGCUAACCUUGGAAUUGGCAUCCCCAUGCUGGCCAGCAACUUCAUCAAACCAGACAUCACCGUGCAUCUCCAAAGUGAAAAUGGGAUUCUAGGACUGGGGCCGUACCCUACGCAAGAUGAAGUGGAUGCAGACCUGAUUAACGCAGGGAAAGAGACUGUUACUGUGCUCCCAGGGGCCGCCUAUUUCUCCAGCGAUGAGUCAUUUGCCAUGAUUCGGGGGGGUCACAUUAACCUGACAAUGCUGGGAGCCAUGCAGGUGUCAAAACAUGGAGACCUGGCCAACUGGAUGAUCCCGGGUAAGAUGGUGAAAGGAAUGGGAGGAGCCAUGGAUUUGGUGGCCAGUGCUGGGACCAAGGUGGUGGUCACCAUGGAGCACUCAGCAAAGGGGGGAAAACACAAGAUCCUGGACAAAUGCAGCUUGCCUUUGACGGGGAAACAGUGUGUUGAUCGGAUCAUCACUGAAAAGGCUGUGUUUGAUAUAGACAAGAAAAAAGGCCUAACUCUGAUAGAAAUAUGGGAGGGUCUUACCCCUGAUGAUAUCAAGGCGUGCACGGGCACAGAUUUUGAGGUAUCUCCCAACCUGAGACCAAUGCAGCAAAUUUAGAGGAGUUUUUUUCUUUUUUUUUCAGUUUCAGGUGGUUUCAUGUGGGUUUGCUCUGCAGCAUUGAUAACUGAAUAAGACACAUGUGCAAUAACUAAAAACUGUUUCUUUUUGUGCUGCAAAAAUGAAUGUGGGACACUUAAAAGACUCACAGAAUGUGCUCCUGGAGGAAGAAGAAUGUCCCAUGAAUGGGCAUUUUACAUGUACCGGUAGCUAAGCAGUAAAAAGCAGUCUCAUUUAUGGUGGAGUAAAUGCAAUAUGCAGUUCAAGUAUGAUGCAUUUGUAGGGCAGAGAUGCAGUAGCUGAGGUGAAUAUUCCUUAAUCAUAAACAUGAGUUCCCAAAAACUGGUGCUGCACCAAAUGAGAAAAGAAGAAAAUAACAUCCUCUUUGCAUAAUCCAUCCGUUCUUUGAAAGAUUUACUGAUAUGUCAGUUGUUUUUGCUCAGUCUCAUGUUGUUCAAAUGUAAAACAAUAAGCUUUCAUAUUUUUACUCUGACAUUUGUUUUAUGAAAUAAACUACAGCCUGGUG
Molecule: messenger RNA, 2235 nt
Organism: Oryzias latipes (Japanese medaka)
Lineage: Eukaryota; Metazoa; Chordata; Actinopteri; Beloniformes; Adrianichthyidae
Gene: oxct1a
Product: 3-oxoacid CoA transferase 1a
Biological process (GO): ketone body catabolic process
Cellular component (GO): mitochondrion
Molecular function (GO): succinyl-CoA:3-oxo-acid CoA-transferase activity
Source: RefSeq, a predicted model, not a curated record